Messenger RNA from Lotus japonicus, 2435 nucleotides. Its product is annotated as ferric reduction oxidase 8, mitochondrial. The transcript has 8 exons. Gene Ontology annotation, cellular component: plasma membrane. The record is from RefSeq and is a predicted model, not a curated record. Gene Ontology annotation, molecular function: oxidoreductase activity. Bases 123 to 2246 code for a protein of 707 amino acids. NCBI's taxonomy places the organism in Eukaryota, Viridiplantae, Streptophyta, Magnoliopsida, Fabales, Fabaceae.
CACCUCAGAAAUGGCAACCAAUCUUUGUGUUAUGAGAUUCCAUUGCAUCCUUGGUAUCAUUAUUAUAUAAAUAAGUGAAAAGAACACCCUUCAACGGGGUAUAGAGACGAGUUAGCUCAGGCAUGGCAAGAACCACUUUAGCUUUACUUGUUACUCUAAAACUGCUGAUUAUUUUCAUAUGUGCAGGUUGGGUUACUCUUUGGUUUCUGAAGCCAACCCAAGUAUGGACCAAAAAAUGGAAACAUGCAGAACAAAGUGCCAGUAACACAGUUUUUGGAUACUAUGGUCUUAACUUCACUGUUUACACAUUUCCAAUAAUUGCUAUUGCUAUAAUUGGACUUCUUUUCCUGGAUUUGAAAGCUGGAUAUCAAAGAAGCAGAGGUGCAAGGAGGUCAUCAAUUGUCUUCUCAAAUCCACUAGUGGUGAACAGUCUAUUGGGAAUCUUAUCCAGUGUUGAAAUACUGGUAGCUUUCUUUUUUGUCCUCUUCUUGGCAUGGACAUAUUACUCUCGCAUCUCUAGUGAUUUCAAGAAGUUGAAGCCAGACAAGUCACUGAACUUGAACAUAUGGCAACUCAUGUAUCUCAGAGUAGCAACCAGGUUUGGCCUUCUAUCAGAAGCAUGCCUGGCUUUGCUUCUUCUUCCAAUUUUGAGGGGGUUAGCUCUAUUUCGCAUACUUGGCAUUCAAUUAGAAGCUUCAAUCAGGUAUCACACCUGGGUUGGAACUGCAAUGAUACUUUUUGCUACAAUACAUGGUGCCAGCACUUUGUUUAUCUGGGGGGUCAGCAACCAUAUACAGCAUGAGAUUUUGAAGUGGCAGAAGACAGGACGUAUAUACCUUGCUGGGGAGAUUGCACUUGUUAUUGGGCUAGUUAUCUGGGUUACCUCACUUCCCCAAAUCAGAAGAAGAAAGUUUGAAAUUUUCUACUACACACAUCAUUUGUAUGCAGUCUUUCUAGUAUUUUUCUUGUUCCAUGCUGGGGAUAAGCACUUCUACACGGUCUUCCCAGGAAUAUUCCUUUUCAGCCUUGACAAACUGCUCCGAAUCAUUCAAUCACAUCCAAAAACUUGCAUGGUUUCUGCCAGAAUUUUUCCCUGCAAAGCUGUGGAGCUAAUUCUGCCCAAAGAUCCAAGGCUGAAGUAUAACCCUACUAGUGUUAUGUUUUUGAAGAUAGCAACCAUAUCUCAUCUUCAGUGGCAUUCUUUCAGUAUAAUAUCUAGUUCCAAAGCUGAUGACCACACGAUGUCUGUGAUAAUCAAAUGUCAAGGGUCAUGGACUAACACUCUUUAUGACCUGAUACAAGCUGAACUAAACAAAGGUGCUGACAAGAGGAAGGGUAUACCUGUUGCAAUUGAAGGACCUUAUGGUCCAGCUUCAUUUGACUAUUUAAAAUAUGACAGCUUACUUCUGGUUGCUGGAGGAAGUGGAAUAACCCCAUUUCUGAGCAUUUUGGCAGAAGUUGAUUCAGCUGCCAGCAGAAACAGAUUUCCCUUGAGAAUACAACUUGUAUAUGUCAUAAAGAAGGCACAAGACUUUUCUCUGUUACAUUCAAUCUCACACAUGUUACUCAAAGAAUCAACUGAAAAUUUUCAUUUGAAUCUAAAAUUGUUUGUAACACAAGAAACACAAGAAGGGAUGGGUAUUAGGGAGCUAUUUCAUGAGCUGUUUAAAGUAAGAACCCUGGAAUUGAACAGUUUUUGUUCAAGUUAUGCAGCACAUGGACCUGAAAGUCCAGCUUGGAUGGCUGCCAUUGCUGGAUUUUGCUCCAUCACUUUCCUUAUUUUCCUUAUCAUGUUCAACCAUAUUAUAAUUCCAUCUGAAAAGCCCUCCAAAUUGUCCAAAGUCAAGACUGCCUCUUGGGUUGUGGAUCUAGUUCUGAUAGCUGCUUUUGUCCUAGCUUUGGCUUGUAGCACCUUGGUAGCAGUUAUCUUGAGAUGUAGAAGGCUGAAAAAAGGGAUUCAACCAAUAUCCCAGAAGGAAAUUGAACCCCUUCAUCGUUCAGCUGAAACUAGCAAUGCUCUUGAAGAACAUGAAGUCCAUUUUGGGAAAAGGCCUGACUUUAAAGAUAUAUGCAGCAAGUUCCGGAGGGAAACCAGUGGAUCUAAUAUUGGAGUUUUGGUUUGUGGACCUGAGACCAUGAAGGAAUCUGUGGCAUCUGCAUGCCAGCAAAAGUCUCAGUGUUUCAAGUUAUGUGUGAAGACAACAGAACCCAGCUUCACUUUCCACUCUCUCAACUUCACACUUUAGCAGUCCAAGUUUGACACCAGAAAAUACUAAUACAAGUCUACUGUUGUUCAAUGAUUUAGUACCUGUAUGCUUUCCAUUCAAGUUUGUGUAACUUUAUAUAUCCGUUGAACUAAACGUCAAUCCACCUUUGAGUCGACGUGUAAAAAUUUUACUUUUCCGUCAAUGCAUUGGGAUGUGUAUUUUUCUCCA